ACACUGCCUCUACGACCUACAUAUUUUUCUGCCGUCUCUGAAAAAGCAAUAGAUUAUUGGCGAAGUGAACACACAGAAUUGUAAUAUUUUUAGCACAAAGCAGUCCCGUCCGCCAGUUGAAGUUUGAUUUUUCCGAUAAAGCCAUUAGUGCAAUUCGAUGAAGUGACACAAAAUGAAAGUAACAAUCAAGUCAUGGACAGGAGUGGCAUCUUGGCGCUGGAUAGCUAAUGACGAGAACUGUGGUAUUUGUCGCAUGUCCUUUGAAAGUACUUGUCCAGAGUGUGCUCUACCCGGAGACGACUGUCCGCUGGUGUGGGGCGUUUGUUCGCACUGUUUCCAUAUGCACUGCAUCGUGAAGUGGCUGAAUUUGCAACCAUUGAACAAACAGUGUCCCAUGUGCCGACAGAGUUGGAAAUUCAAUAUACACUAA
This is a messenger RNA of Drosophila willistoni, 430 nucleotides long. RefSeq names its product anaphase-promoting complex subunit 11 (gene lmgA). Gene Ontology annotation, cellular component: anaphase-promoting complex; nucleus. NCBI's taxonomy places the organism in Eukaryota, Metazoa, Arthropoda, Insecta, Diptera, Drosophilidae. Gene Ontology annotation, molecular function: ubiquitin protein ligase activity; cullin family protein binding; zinc ion binding. The coding region runs from base 173 to 430 and encodes 85 amino acids. The transcript has a single exon. The record is from RefSeq and is a predicted model, not a curated record. Gene Ontology annotation, biological process: anaphase-promoting complex-dependent catabolic process; protein ubiquitination; positive regulation of mitotic metaphase/anaphase transition.